UCGGGCUGCGCGCGUCCGGGCUCCCGAGGCCGCCUGGCUGGGCGCCCGGUGCCUUUUGUCUGGCGUAGAGAGGGCGUUUGCAUCACAUUUCGGAUACCUCCCUCUCUUUUUUCGCUUCUCCUCCCUCCCGCUCACAUCUCCUCUCCACUCCCGCCACCGUCCCCCGCCGGGCUGCUACCCUCCUGCACCAAAGCCUGAGGACGUUUCUGCUCGAGCGAUGUCUCCUCACCAGAAAGUUGCCGCCGCCGCCGCCGCAGCCACCGCCGCCGCGGAGAGGUGAAACAAAGUCUGGCGGAGCCGCCUCCCGGUGCACAAGCGCACCCGCGCCGAGUGGCUGCACGCUGCUGCGGGCGUCCCGUCUUUCCCCCGGGAGCCCGAAACGCGCGGGGCCAUGGCCGAGGGCGCGGCCAGCAGGGAGGGUUCGGCGCCGCCCGACGCGGCCGGGGGCGAAGACGACCCCCGAGUGGGCCCAGAUGCUGCUGGGGACGGCGCGGCGGCCGCUGCUGGGGGAAGGAUGCGGGACCGUCGCAGCGGGGUCGCGCUGCCAGGAGCCCCUGGGGCCCCAGCGGACAGCGAGGCAGGCCUCCUGGAGGCUGCAAAGGCGACCCCCCGGCGCAGCAGCAUCAUCAAGGAUCCUUCAAACCAAAAAUGUGGUGGAAGAAAGAAAACCGUGUCUUUCAGCAGCAUGCCGUCAGAGAAGAAAAUCAGCAGCGCCAGCGAUUGCAUCAGCUUCAUGCAGGCUGGCUGCGAACUGAAGAAAGUGCGGCCCAACUCCCGCAUUUACAACCGCUUCUUCACGCUGGACACAGACCUCCAAGCGCUGCGCUGGGAGCCCUCCAAGAAGGACCUGGAGAAAGCGAAACUUGAUAUUUCUGCCAUUAAAGAAAUCAGGCUGGGGAAAAACACAGAAACGUUCAGGAACAAUGGCCUCGCCGACCAGAUCUGUGAGGAUUGUGCCUUUUCUAUACUCCAUGGGGAAAACUACGAGUCUCUGGACCUGGUGGCCAAUUCGGCAGACGUGGCAAAUAUCUGGGUGUCUGGGUUACGGUACCUGGUUUCUCGAAGUAAGCAGCCCCUCGAUUUUAUGGAGGAUAACCAGAACACACCCAGGUUCCUGUGGUUGAAAACGGUGUUCGAAGCAGCAGAUAUCGAUGGGAACGGGAUUAUGUUGGAAGACACCUCCGUAGAGUUAAUAAAGCAACUUAACCCUACCCUGAAGGAGUCCAAGAUUAGGUUAAAAUUUAAAGAAAUCCAGAAGAGCAAAGAAAAACUGACUACCCGAGUGACCGAAGAGGAAUUUUGCGAAGCUUUCUGUGAACUUUGCACCAGGCCGGAAGUGUAUUUCUUACUCGUGCAGAUAUCUAAAAACAAAGAGUAUUUGGAUGCCAAUGACCUCAUGCUCUUUUUAGAAGCUGAGCAAGGAGUCACCCAUAUCACUGAAGAUAUGUGCUUAGACAUCAUUAGGAGAUACGAACUUUCUGAAGAGGGACGUCAGAAAGGCUUUCUUGCAAUUGAUGGCUUUACCCAGUAUUUAUUGUCACCAGAAUGUGAUAUUUUUGAUCCUGAGCAAAAGAAGGUUGCACAGGAUAUGACCCAGCCAUUAUCUCACUACUACAUCAAUGCCUCUCAUAACACCUAUCUCAUCGAAGACCAGUACAGGGGACCAGCUGACAUCAAUGGGUAUGUUAGAGCCUUGAAAAUGGGCUGUCGAAGCAUCGAGCUAGAUGUAAGUGAUGGUUCAGACAACGAACCAAUCCUUUGUAAUAGAAAUAACAUGACGACGCAUCUUUCCUUUCGAAGCGUCAUAGAGGUGAUAAAUAAAUUUGCCUUCGUUGCUUCUGAAUACCCACUCAUUCUUUGCUUGGGGAAUCACUGCUCCCUACCACAGCAGAGGGUAAUGGCUCAGCAGAUGAAAAAGGUCUUUGGUGACAAACUCUAUACUGAAGCACCUUUGCCAUCAGAAUCCUACCUCCCAUCACCAGAAAAAUUAAAAAGAAUGAUCAUUGUGAAAGGAAAGAAAUUGCCCUCUGAUCCUGAUUUGUUAGAAGGAGAAGUAACAGAUGAAGAUGAGGAAGCCGAAAUGUCUCGCAGGAUGUCAGUAGAUUACAACGGUGAGCAGAAACAGAUCUGGCUGUGUAGGGAACUCUCUGAUUUGGUAUCUAUUUGUAAGUCUAUUCAGUACAGGGAUUUUGAACAGUCUAUGAAAAGCCAAAAUUAUUGGGAAAUUUGUUCCUUUAGUGAAACAGAGGCCAGCCGCAUUGCAAAUGAAUACCCAGAAGAUUUUGUAAAUUAUAAUAAGAAGUUCUUAUCAAGAAUCUAUCCAAGUGCUGUGAGGAUUGAUUCUAGUAACUUGAAUCCACAGGACUUUUGGAAUUGUGGCUGUCAGAUUGUGGCAAUGAAUUUUCAGACUCCAGGUCCAAUGAUGGACCUUCACACAGGCUGGUUUCUUCAGAACGGAGGAUGUGGUUAUGUCCUAAGGCCAUCUGUCAUGCGAGAUGAGGUUUCCUACUUCAGCGCAAACACAAAGGGCAUUGUCCCUGGGGUGUCUCCCCUAGUUCUCCAUAUCAAGAUCAUCAGUGGUCAGAAUUUCCCAAAGCCUAAGGGGGCUUGUGCCAAAGGGGACGUCAUAGAUCCCUAUGUUUGCAUAGAGAUACAUGGAAUUCCAGCAGACUGUUCAGAACAAAGAACUAAAACUGUACAACAAAACAGUGAUAAUCCCAUUUUUGAUGAGACUUUUGAGUUUCAAGUAAAUCUGCCCGAGCUGGCCAUGAUCCGUUUUGUUGUUCUGGAUGAUGACUACAUUGGGGAUGAGUUUAUAGGGCAGUACACGAUACCGUUUGAAUGUCUGCAGCCUGGAUAUCGGCACGUUCCCCUGCGCUCCUUCGUGGGUGACAUCAUGGAGCACGUAACCCUUUUUGUCCACAUAGCAAUAACUAAUCGAAGUGGAGGAGGAAAGGCACAGAAACGCAGCCUCUCAGUGAGAAUGGGGAAGAAAGUUCGGGAAUACACCAUGCUCAGGAACAUUGGUCUUAAAACCAUAGAUGACAUCUUUAAAAUAGCAGUUCAUCCCUUACGAGAAGCCAUAGACAUGAGAGAAAAUAUGCAGAAUGCCAUAGUGUCUAUUAAAGAACUGUGUGGACUUCCUCCAGUAGCCAAUCUGAAGCAGUGCCUGUUGACCCUGUCCUCUCGGCUCAUCACCAGUGACAAUACUCCCUCAGUCUCUCUUGUGAUGAAAGACAGCUUUCCUUACCUGGAGCCUGUGGGUGCAAUUCCAGAUGUGCAGAAGAAGAUGCUGGCUGCUUAUGAUCUGAUGAUUCAAGAGAGCCGGUUUCUCAUAGAAAUGGCAGACACAGUCCAUGAAAAAAUUGUACAGUGUCAGAAAGCAGGGAUGGAGUUCCAUGAAGAACUUCAUAAUUUGGGGACAAAAGAAGGCUUGAAAGGAAGAAAACUCAACAAGGCUACUGAGAGCUUUGCUUGGAACAUUACAGUAUUGAAGGGCCAAGGAGAUCUGUUGAAGAAUGCCAAGCAUGAAGCUAUAGAAAACAUGAAGCAGAUCCAGCUGGCGUGCUUGUCUUGUGGACUGAGCAAAGCCCCCAGCAGUGGUGCUGAGGCCAAGAGCAAGCGCAGCCUGGAAGCCAUAGAGGAGAAGGAGGGUGGUGAGGAGAACGGGAAGCUGUGACCCACCCAGCAUUGCCAGGGGCGCCCUUCCUACUUGUCAAGGACUCCGGUUUCUUGCUGUUUUCUUUAAAUUUUUUAGAAGUUCACACACAAAAAAGCCCUCUAUGGGGUUUUGGACUUAGAUAUUUUCACAAUGUCAGUAUUUUAGUGUAGUUAAUUUAUCUAAGUUAAAGCCUUUAGUAGCAGUGUUUUAAAUUCUGAGACAUGUGUCAACACCUAUGUGUGGAUGUGUGCAGAAGUGUGUGUGUCUGGAUGAGACAGAGUGAGUGAGAGAAAUUCUGUUAAAAUCUAUUCUGUGUUGUAUUAUUCAUUUAGUAAGUUAUUCCUUUAUCUUUAUCAUUUUGGGACAAAUGUGUUAAUCUGAAAUUCUAAAAGCACUUAGUGUAACCUGUUGCUGUGUUCAAUUUUACUUCUCUGCCUUUGUCAUUUUCAUUUAGAGAUCUCAGCAUAGCUUAUUAUUGAAGGAAGCCAAAUUUAUCAAAGCAUUGAUGUUUUGAUAGAUUGACUAUAGAUUAGAAAAAUUCCUAAGAAUCACAGUAGAAAUAAAAGUUAAAAAAAAAAAACAUUAAAGAGAUGAGCAGAAUUUCUGGAAAGAUCAGAAAAGUCAUUUUUUUCAGUUAAUAAACUCUUUAAAAUAUUUAUUAAAUAAAAUCACUUUUAGGAAGUUUCCUGUAGUCAUUUACUAAGAACACAAUUUUAAUGGAAAGCUGAUCAUAAGGGAAUUUAUAUCUACAUAUGUAGUACUCUGAACCACCCUGAAAACUCUGCGGUUACUACAAUUUUGAUGUGAUACUGGCAUCAAUUUCAAGAUUUAUAGGAAGUUUCCAUUUUUGCAAUCUAGGAGUCUAGCAUUUAUUUUUUGUAACAGAUAUGGGCAACUAAAAGGUCUUAGAUUUGAUUGGGAAACUAAAUUUAAAUGUAAAGAUAUCAUUCAAACUAUCAUAUCAUCAUAUUGAGUUGAUAUAAAUUCUGUGGGUCAGAUAACAUCUUUGUGAUGAUUUAAGAAUUAACUGAUUAUAAAGAUCUAUGAUAUAAUUUUAACACAUACAGAAAAACAUACACACGAAAAGAAGCAAAUGACUAAUUAGGGCACAUUCAUAAUUGCAUCUAGAUUAUUUUUACCCUAGUGUCUUCAUAAAGUACUUGAGUGUGUUGUUUGUUAACUCUAACAGAACUAAAUGUUCUAUGGUUAGGAAAGAAUCUAUUUAUUUAUAAAAUAAAACUGCUUUUAUUUUGAAAAGCUUCUUAAUUAAUUUGAUUAACAAAUAUGCUAAUUUGGGGAAUCUAGAGAAGAUAAUUAUUGAAAUUUUGCAAAUACAAAACAACUUCUAUAGCUUCUGUGUUAUUUCUGACUUCUUAACACUAUUAUGUUCUUGUUGCACAUUACUGAAAGAGUAAAGAUAUGAAAAAGCGCUUUUAUUGUUCUCUUUUGUUGUGAGUUAAUUGAAAAAAGGAAAGAUAACAAAAAUGGGCUAUUAUACCAAAAAUAUCUUAGAGAGCAUGCUAUGUCUAUGGACCAGAAAUGAUGAAAUUACUCCUUGGAUUUAAAACUGGGCACUUGUGGAGAAGGCACAUGAAGUCAUGUGAAGGCAAGUUUCCAGUGGAAUUACAAUGGCCAAAAAAAUUCUCUAUCCUCCCUUAUACUUAACCUGCUGGUAGAAAGAAUUGUGGAAUGCAGAUGCCUGAGACCUUUCUGAUAACAAAGAGGUGGAACAGACAGAAACAAAGGCUGCCUUACAUCAGCCAAUUGAUUGAUUUUACUUGUGGACCACUUCACCUCCUUGAAUUCCACUUGGGUAAAUCCAUGCCUUUCCUGGUGAUAGGAGUGGAAAGAUAAAGGGUGGUAAGCUCUCAAAGAGUAUUUAUACAUUUGUUUACUUCAGGAUCAAAUUCAAUCUUUGGAUAUAGCCUUCCUUGUUUAUUCUAUGUGUCCUAGAGCUCCACUCACACUUAUGAUCUACCCAGAUAUUCUCAACAACAUGCAACAGCUCCACUUCAUCGGAUGCUACUUCUGGCAAUGGAUGCCAGUCAUUCUCUGCUCCAAUCCUGUGGGCGUUGCUGCUAAAUGGUGAGGGAGAUGUCAGCAGGGGGAGCUUUGGAUUCUGAGAGUGAAAGAGGUGCAAGGGUAAAGGUCCCUAUGAUGCUCUUGCCUCCAGAUAGAAUACCAAAAACAAACAAGCAAAAUCUUUUGUUUAUUACAGUUCCACUCACUGUUACAUUCUGCCAGUGUCUAUCUCCUUUCCAGAUUUUAACUGCAGUAGAAAAAGCCCUUUUCAUUAACUUAGCUUUUGGUGAUACUACAAAGUUAGCAUUGGACAUAUUAAUUCUAUUUUAAUUAAUUCAUUUUUAUACCACCAAGGAGAUUUGAGGUGGAGAUGGUAGGUGUUAUCACUGACAUUUUGCAGGUCAGAAAGCCCACCUAUAGUAAGUGGAAGAAUUGAUUUUUGAACUCAGGUCUUUCUGAUUUUAUGUGCAAAAGAAUUUAAAUAGUGAUUUUGAUUUUAAAGUUAUUCUCAAAAUUCUAAACCAGAAUUUUAACUCUUUCCUUAAUAACCAAAGUUACAAAAAGCUGUUAUCACUUUUUUUAUGAAAACAAAACAUUGAUGAUCAAAUGAAAAUCUGAUACAUUGAUGAUACAAAUGAAAAUAAAAAUCACCCAGUAUUAACAUUUUAAUUUAUAUCUCUUCCAAUACAGUUUAGAGAUUAUAUAUGUAAAUGUGCUUUCAUUUUUUAACAAUAGAGAGAUCAUAUUACAUAAACUUUAACAGAAUUUUUAAGACUUUAAAAAUGUAUCACGGAUAUCUUUCUAUGUCAGUAAAUUUAUAUGUACAUAAGAGCUCCUAGCCUUUGAACUGAA
Molecule: messenger RNA, 6535 nt
Organism: Otolemur garnettii (small-eared galago)
Lineage: Eukaryota; Metazoa; Chordata; Mammalia; Primates; Galagidae
Gene: PLCL1
Product: phospholipase C like 1 (inactive)
Exons: 6
Coding region: 392-3679 (1095 amino acids)
Biological process (GO): lipid metabolic process; intracellular signal transduction
Molecular function (GO): phosphatidylinositol-4,5-bisphosphate phospholipase C activity
Source: RefSeq, a predicted model, not a curated record